AUGGUAGUAGCCGUCCUAGAUACAGGAGCAACACCAGAUGAACCGGAGUCAAGUAACUAUAAGAGUGGAGGCAUGUAUGGUGAAUUUGAGUAUAAAAACAAGAAAGUGGAAAAAGAAAAAAGCUACUAUACUGGGAAGCAAUUAAGGGAGGAGACCACUGAUCAGAAGUGUGUGGUGGAAGAAACUAUUAAUUGGGAAAAAGUACUCUCAUUGGAGGUAAAAAUCGAGAAAAUGGAGAUUUUUAAUUCUAUUAUUUAUUUAACCAUCCUGAAGGAAGUACUGACACUAAAAGAAAAGAAGGAGUUCACUAUUGGAGAAUCAAAAAUGGAUAUGGAAAACCUAAUAAAGAAAAAAUGA
This is a messenger RNA of Acaulospora morrowiae, 357 nucleotides long. The record is from the annotation of a GenBank genome assembly. NCBI's taxonomy places the organism in Eukaryota, Fungi, Glomeromycota, Glomeromycetes, Diversisporales, Acaulosporaceae.